Messenger RNA from Culicoides brevitarsis, 2253 nucleotides. RefSeq names its product RNA-binding protein MEX3B. Gene Ontology annotation, molecular function: RNA binding. The transcript has 2 exons. The record is from RefSeq and is a predicted model, not a curated record. The coding region runs from base 357 to 1745 and encodes 462 amino acids. NCBI's taxonomy places the organism in Eukaryota, Metazoa, Arthropoda, Insecta, Diptera, Ceratopogonidae.
AACAGAAAAAAAAUUAAAAUAAAAUAAAAAUCAUAUUUAAAUUAUUAUUACUCAUCAUCUACUACUUACACAUUUGUAGAGCUUACAUAGAGACAAAUACAGAGAUUUUCAAGAGAAUUCCAUCUCUUCGCUAGAAAGAUCAUUGUUUUGGUUGUUUUUGGUGUUAAAAUUAGAUUUUCUACAGUCGUGUGUGCAUCUCGGACUCACAUGAAAACCUGUGCAUAGAAAGAAAAGAAGAAAAAAAAAACAAAGUUACAGAACAGAACAGACAAAAACAAAAUUUAAUUAGAAAAUACCGGCGAACGUGCAGUGCUAGUGAAAAAUAAAAAAAAAAAACAAAAACAAACACACACAAAAUGUCGGCUCUCUUUUCCGAAUUAUCGAAUCCCGUGUCAAAUUUACUGAAUCCAAGCAGUUUGGGAAAUGGCGGCGUCGCUGCCGGUCAAUCGCUCGAGGAAAAACGUGCUCUCGAACUUGCCUUGGAACUGACAAUGCUGAAUUUCAACGACCCUAUGUCGGGUAACGGCAUGGAUAGCUUGAUGGCUGCCAAUAAUCAUCAUCAGUCCUCGGGCAUGGGAAGCCCGAACAUGAUGAGCAGCUUAAAUGCCUUUUCGGCACUCAUGGGUGGCAAUGGACUCGAUGAUACGCGCAAAAAGUCACAGAAUAUGACGGAAUGUGUUCCGGUGCCCAGCUCCGAGCAUGUCGCUGAAAUUGUUGGACGUCAAGGUUGUAAAAUCAAAGCGCUUCGUGCCAAAACAAACACAUACAUCAAGACGCCCGUGCGUGGCGAGGAGCCCGUUUUCGUCGUAACAGGUCGCAAGGAGGACGUUGCAAAGGCAAAACGUGAAAUUUUGUCGGCUGCCGAUCAUUUCAGUUUAAUUCGUGCAGCGCGCAAGCCUUCGCUCAAUGGAUUAGGUAAAGGAGCUUUGCCAGGACCGCCGACAAAUAUUCCCGGACAAAUCACAAUUCAGGUACGUGUCCCUUAUCGCGUUGUAGGCCUCGUUGUUGGCCCGAAAGGCGCCACAAUUAAACACAUUCAGCAACAAACACAAACCUACAUCGUGACGCCAUCACGUGACAAGGAGCCCGUUUUCGAAGUCACUGGCUUACCGGACAACGUUCAAACUGCCAAACGCCAAAUUGAGGCACACAUCGCUCUGCGCACCGGAAACCUUCCUGCAGGCAACGCCUUGAACGGAUUACUCACGGACGAAGCAUCGCCCGAACUUCUCGCUUCCUUGUACAAGAACGGCUUCAAUUCGAUCUUCAACUACUUGGAUGCCCAGCCAGGCACGGAAAAUAUUCAAACUGUCGCUGCCGGAUCGACGGGAUCCUCAACAUGUUCAUCCUCGUCAAGCAGUUCGACAUCCUCGAAGAGCGCCAUGAUGGUCCGACCCGAACUCAUGAACAUCUGGAAGAGUUUCGGCAGCGAUUCGCUCGAAGUUGACGAAGGCAUCGGCGAAUCACCGAGCAAUAUUUGGCCCAUGCAAACGGGAACUUCGACCGGAAGCGUUUUGGGAAGUCGCUCGUCGCCAAGUGUUUCCGCCUCGCCCACAGACUCACUACUCGGCGGGCAAAUUAAACGCGAUUGCUUGGUAUGCGGCGACAAGGAAGUCAAUUCCGCCCUCGUUCCAUGCGGGCAUUCCAUGUUUUGCGUCGAGUGCGCCAACAGAAUUAGCACCACAGACUCCGCUUGUCCCGUCUGCAGUCAAACUGUCAUUCAAGCCAUUCGCAUAAUCGCCUAAACACAUUCUAACAAUCAUAAUUUUUAUUUUUCAUCAUCGUGAAAAAAAAAGACAUUUAAAGACAUGAACUGAAAUAUUAAUAAUAAUCUCAAAGUGUUGAACAUGAAAUUAUAAACAAAAAAUUCUUAACUUGUGUUUUUUAACAAAAAAUCGUCGUCGUAACGUUUUUUUUUUAAAUUUUAAUAAUUUUAUUAGUGAUUAAAAAAUAACUUUUUGAAACAAUAUGCUCUGAUAUGAAUUAAAAACAAACAAAAAAAAUAAAUAAUGUUAUAUUAAAAUAUAUAUAUAUUAUAAAAAAAGGAAGGAAAAAAUAUUAAAAAAUAAGAAUAAAAGCGAAAAAUGUACAGCUAACACUCAAAAAUUAAAAAUGUUGUAUAUUGAGUUUGUUAAGUUUUUAUUAUGAUUAUCAAUUAUUUUAUAUUGUCAAUUAUAUUUUAAAUUAUUAUUAUUAUAUCAAAUUCUUGAUUUAUAUUAUUAUUAUAUUAUAUAUAUUAUUAUUAUUAUAUUG